Molecule: messenger RNA, 348 nt
Organism: Volvox carteri f. nagariensis
Lineage: Eukaryota; Viridiplantae; Chlorophyta; Chlorophyceae; Chlamydomonadales; Volvocaceae
Exons: 4
Coding region: 1-348 (115 amino acids)
Source: RefSeq, a predicted model, not a curated record
AUGAAUGAACAUCCAAAGGUGGGCACCGAAGGCGACGACGUGCCCGACAGGUUCCAGCUGACGGGCGAUCAGGGCCGACCUCCGGCACCGUACGAGGGCGAGGGAACCCACCGCUACGAGACGCGCAUGACUGAUGAGGAGAUCGCUCACGGUCUGGGUCGGGAUGCUCGCCGGGCCUCCCAGGUGCUGCACCACCAGCUUUCAGGUGGUGGCAUGGGCCAGGGCCAGACUGAGGGCACCAGUGACAGUUUCCGAGCUGACCUGGUCCCCAGGCCCUCGGAGGAAGAGGCCAUGCAGAAAGCCUUGGGAUCCCCGCAACCUUCUCCACAUGCAUCUCAGCAGCUAUAA